UUAUUCAAAAAAUGCGUCUAGUAGAAAUUGGAGCACUUUCUGCCGAUUCGGAUCUAGUUCUAUGGGAAGCUAGUUGUGAAACAAUUUCCCAUCAAAUAUCUCUGAAAUUAGCUCGAAAGGAAGGAGGUCUCAUGGAAAUAUUCAACUCUGUUGUCGCAUCACUACCAAGAAAAUCGGAUUCCUUCAGAUUCUCGGCGAUUUCAUCGAAAACAUCGUGGGAAUCAGCUCACCGAAAUUUACUAGAAAAUUUGACGAAAACCGUGCCAGUUUUAUUGGAAAAUGGAUGGAAAAAGAGUCCGGACUUUCAGAAAAAUAGUCUUAUUGAUUUGUUCUCAUUGUUGGAAGAUGAAGAUGCGACAAGAAUUUUCAAAAUGACACAAGAAAGUCGAUCAAUUACGGAAGAUGAUGUAGAAGAUUAUUUUUCUAUGUUUGAUAAGAAAUUCGACCGUCUUCUAACCUAUGGAGCACCUCAAUUCGAAAAUUGCGUCAGAGAUUCACCGAUGCGUCAAAAAUAUGCAAAUCUAUGUGUUGAAGUGCUCGUGGCUGUUGGAGCUUCCGUGAAAAAUGCCCAAAAAAUUACCGAUUUUCUGGAAAAGCAAAGUAUGAAAGUUUCGAAAAUCUGGAUGACUCGAAUUCCGGAAAUUUUUGAAAAAAUAACCAAUUUUUACGAUUAUCCGAUGAUGUUUGAUGUGGCGAUGGCAUUGGAUGGUUUUCCAUUGAGAAAAGUCUUCUUGGCACGUCGGUUCGCAUUGCAAUCAAUUUUAGAAGUUUUCAUUGAAAUGGCUCCGAACACAAAGUACAAGGUUAGAGAAAGAGUUCGACAGGAAUUGGAAAAAGCAUCUAGAUUUGUCGGCUACGCUUCUGAAAUGGGACAUGACAAUCUUUUAAGUUCGUUUUCACCGAAAAUUGUCUCUUCAAUUGAAGAUUCGAAACAUAUACUUGAAGUAGAAACAAUUGAGCGACUUCGUAGAUGUGGUUACUUGGAAAAUCUUGGAGCUCCUCUUGAUGAACUUGUCAGAGCCCAGAUAGCAUCGAUUCGCGAGAUUUUACCACAUUUCUCUGCUGAAUUCGUACAUCUCGCACUUCGUCAUUUCUCUUACGAUUCUGAAGUCACACUGGCAAGCUUGCUGUCUCGUGAAAAUCUUCCACUGGAACUUCUGCGUUUGGAAAAUGUUGAGUUGAGAGCUGGUAUAGGAUCAGGAGAAUGGCCACCGUUGGAUUUCACUGCAUCGGAUGAAAUUGAGAAGUUGGCGAGGGCAGACAAACGGGCAAAAGAUGAGGAGACAAGAAAGAAUAAUGAAACGAAAUCUGCAUCGAACCUCUUCUCUCUCGCCCCAAUCCUCUCGGAUCGGCCACCAUCUCCACCAGUCGAUCAGCAAGCUGAACUUCGAGCACAUGCCGAAGCCUAUCGGACUUCAGUUCUUACGAAGCUUCAGAAAAUCCGAGCAGAUGCUGCUGGACCCUCAUCGCCUUCUGAAAAAAUUGCUGUUGAUGCUGAGAAUCUUGUUCCUCUUGCGACUUCGAAAAAGUAUUCGGCAUUGAACUCCUUAAAAAUCAGUGAAGCAGAUAAAGUGGCAAUUCGGCCAACAUAUAAUAAGUAUCGUUACGAGACCCCGAAUGAUGGAGGAAAUGGAGUUUAUGAUGAUGAAUACGAUGAUGAGUUUGAUGGAAGAGAAUUCAAUAUUGAAAGAUUAAACCAAGAACUAGAAACAUCGUCAGAAGAGGAUGAAGCUGGAUCUUCUGCACCACCUGGUUUAUCUCAACCACCUCCAUAUCAAGGAUCCCGUGGUGGACGUGGAGGUCGUGGAGCCCGAGGUGGCAAUCGUGGUGGAGCCCCAUCUGCAGAUGGAUAUACUGGAGGACAUGAUCGUCAAAUGAAAGAGAAACACAAGUCGGAUAUCAAGCAACGUGGAGCUGAUAGAAAGAAACGAGGAGUUUAUUGAGAAUUCGAUUUACAAACCAAUGAUUUCUUUACACUUGUGAUAGCAAUACAAUUCGGUGUAAAUUUGGCUGGGUGAUAAAUAAAUUAUAUCAGUUUAAAAAAAAACAUGUUCAAAAAAAAAUCCC
Messenger RNA from Caenorhabditis elegans, 2067 nucleotides. RefSeq names its product ASCC2 family CUE domain-containing protein (gene C06E1.9). The record is from RefSeq and is marked reviewed. Lineage: Eukaryota; Metazoa; Nematoda; Chromadorea; Rhabditida; Rhabditidae.